UGACGCCUGGACCCGACAGCCAGACUGCCAGGACCCUCUGUGGGCAGUGGGCUGGUAAGCUGCUUUAGCUGGUGGAGUAUGUUGGAGUGGAGCUUCGAGGAGCGCCAGAGUUCUCCUCAGUGUGUCACCUCCUCCCGGGCUUCCUGGCGGGUUUCUUCAGCGGCCCACUCUCUGAGCCUUUGUUUUUCUGGCUGUGAAGCAGGUUGCUGUGUUUGUCUUGUGGAUGUGAGGAAGCCUGCCGGCCUCAGCAUGCUGCUGCUCCUCCUGCUGUGUGUGACUCCCUCCACCCAGGAACAGGGUUCUGCUGCUCGUUGUGAUGAGAUCCAGAUGUUGUCACACCACACGCCAUGCACCUCCUGCAGCGCCUCCCUCUCAGUACACUGUCCUCAGGGCUUCACCAAGGUCUCCUCCGGCACCGGAAACAACAACUGCAGUUACGUGGUGGAGAUAGGAGGGAGGAGUGUGGAGCUUCAGGGAUGCAGCCACAUCUGUGUGAAGAAGGUCCCUAAACUGCACUGCUGCACCAACCACUGGGGGCCGCUCUGCCUGCCUUGUCCCAGCUGGUCAGGUAAAACCUGUAAUUUCCACGGAAGGUGUCAAGAAGGAAUUCUGGGUAAUGGAACCUGUGUCUGUGACGAGGGAUUCUCUGGAGUCGCUUGUCAUGAAUGUAAAAACCCAAACAACUAUGGAGCAAAAUGUGAUAAAGUGUGUAGCUGCGAGAACGGAGUGUGUGUCGGCAGUCCGGACGAUGUUGGGGUGUGUCUGUGUCAGCCUCCAUACUCGGGGCCUCGUUGUGACCAAGUGAGCAGCGGCUGCAGGAACUGCAGCAGUUACUCCUUCUGCAAAGACUCUGCAGACACUGCUGUGUGUGAGUGUCUGCCAGGACACCGCCGCACACCACACAACACCUGCACCAGCAUCUGCUCAGCCAAGGAUUGUCACCCCUAUGCUGACUGCUCCUCUGUGGGGUCAAAGGUCAAGUGUGUAUGUAAACCAGACUAUGAGGGUGAUGGCAAGAUUUGCAUACCCAAAAACCCUUGUACCCUCAACAAUGGAGGCUGCCCACCCAACUCCACUGUCUGUGUCUUCACAGGCCCCAACAAGUCCACAUGUGAGUGCAUGGCUGGCAUGGUACCCAUAGGCUCUUCUCCUGAGUCAGGCUGUAAGCUGCUGUCUGCCUGUUCUGCACAAACAUGCCACUCCACAGCCGUCUGUCAGACUGGGCUGGAUGGAGAGCCAAGGUGUGUGUGUGAGGCGGGUCAUAUUGGUGAUGGACACCGUUGCUAUGGUAACCUGAUAGAGCGUUUGAUGGAGUUGGACAGAGCAGAAGACCGAAAGGGGAAUCUGUCUGGAGCCAUCAUCCUGUUUGAGAGAGGUUGUCAACUUCUGUUACGUCAGCAUGGACCAUUCACAGCCUUCAUCCCCAUCCUGAAAACACCUCUUUCUGGUGUGGAUGAGGAGAUCGUGUGCAAGGACCAUCUGAUCCUGGGCCAGCACCUUUAUAAAGACCUGGAGGGGCGCGACUUCAACCUGUACGGAGGAGCCAAGGCGAGGAGCAAAGGUGACAAGCGGUUCAUCCUGAUGGAGGAUCCAGGCAGACCAUACACAGUGGUACAGGAAGACCUUCCAGCAGCUAAUGGGAUAAUCCACAUCAUUGAUCAGCCAAUCAUAAACCCUCAUCCUGUUCCUCCCCGUGACCAGCAGUUUGCAGAUAAAACUAUUGCAGAGAUUCUGACUCUGGAUGACAAGUACAACCGUUUCCUGUCUCUGGUGGAUAACUGUGGGGCACCUAUGCCUCUGCGGGGCCCGGGGCCCCUGACCGUCUUCAUCCCCACCAACCAGGCAGUGGACAAGGCCAGAGAUGGAAGCAUCAUUUACAUGCUGGAUGACGCCAAACAUAAACUCCAGGAGCUGCUGAAGCAUCACAUGUUCUCCCAUGCUGCGCUAACUGUGGAUGAGUUGGCCAGUCUGCCCCAGAUACAGACCAUGGCCAACCAAGUGAUUAAGAUCACUGUGGCUGACAAUGGAAAGAUUUUAUUGGGUGAGAAAAGUGCCUCUCUAGACAACACUGACAUCAUAGCAUCCAAUGGGAUCAUCCAUAUGGUUGAUGGCCUGUUAGUCCCACCCUCCAUCGUCCCCAUCCUGCCUCACCGCUGUGAUGUCAUCAGCAGCAAGAUCACCGUGGGUACCUGUGUUCUUUGCAGUUAUCUCUAUGAGACUCACUGUCCCGAGGGCAGCACUGAACUGGAAAGUCACUUGAGAGGAUGUGAAUAUGAGAUGCCUCCUCUAAAACCGGAUCUCAGUAAAGGCUGUGCCAAGUACUGCAACACAACCCAGCAGGUAGCAGAGUGUUGCAAAGGCUUCUAUGGUCCAGACUGUAAGCCAUGCAUAGGAGGCUUCCAGCAUCCCUGUUAUGACAGAGGAACUUGUUUUGAUGGUAUCCAUGGUAACGGCUCGUGUAGCUGUCAGUCAGGCUUUAAGGGCGUGGCUUGUCAUAUCUGCUCUGACCCCUCCAAGCACGGAGACAACUGUGAUGAAGACUGCCGCUGUCUCCAUGGCAUGUGUGAUAACCGUCCUGGUAGCGGUGGUGUGUGUAGGAGGGGUUCCUGUACGCUGGAAUAUUCAGGAGAAUACUGCGACCUGGUGGCCACACCCUGCAACUCUGAUGGCCUCCAUCACCACUGUCACAUCAACGCAUACUGUGUACUCGAUGGACUACACACUACGUGUGUGUGUAGUGAUGGUUAUGAAGGUGAUGGACUCUCCUGUUCUCUCAUCAACCCCUGCUUGACAAGCAAGAGAGGAGACUGUGACACCAAUGCUCAGUGUGUGUAUUUAGGUGUGGGGAAUGUCUCCUGUGUGUGUAAUGAAGGCUGGACAGGUGACGGUGCAGUGUGUGUUGAAAUUGAUAACUGCCAGCUGGAGUCCAAAGGAGGCUGCAGCCCCAACGCAGACUGUCGCUCCAUCGGCCCUGCUCAGAGUGAGUGUUUAUGUAAGAAAGGUUACAUGGGAGAUGGAAUCACCUGUGACCGCGUCAACCCCUGCCACACAGGCAACGGAGGCUGUCAUGCCCUGGCUCGGUGUGGGCUCAGAGAGGAUGGGGACCGCACCUGUACCUGUCCUGAGGGCUUCGCAGGAGACGGACUCAUCUGCUUUGGAAGCAUGCUGGAGGAGCUGGAGCUGAACCCACAGCUGAGCAGUUUUAAUCGUCUGAUCCAGAGCGGCAGGAGGAUAUUUGAGGACCUCAGGAACAACACGACAGUGUUCGUUCCGUCCAGUGAAGUCCUGAAGAACAUGAGCUCGGCCCAGGAGUCAUUCUGGACCAACCGAUACCGCUUACCUCACUUCAUCAGAGCUCACUUCGUGUUGGGGAUUUACUCCAUAGAAGACCUGGAUGAGCUGGUUGGCAGCAGUCUAAUGUCUCUCAGCCCGCCCACCCAGUGGCAGAUCACCAAUGCAAGCGGGGUUCUUCUCAUUGGAAAUGCCUCCAUCUUGACUCCAAACCUCCCUGCUCUCCAUGGCUCCAUCCACAUCAUAGACAAGGUUCUAGCCCCGCCCAUCUCAGACCUCCCCCCUGACCCCCCGACACUGAUGACAUUUUUGAACAACACGUCAAACUUCACUCUUUUCAACCAAUAUGCACUGAUGUACAAUCUGUCAGAGCAGCUGAGUGUGUUUGACUUCACCCUUCUGCUGCCAACAGAUGACGCCAUCAGAUGCCACCUGAACCAGACCAACUCUACCCACCUGGACCCUGAUGUGUUUAAAUACCAUGUGAUUCGGGAUCAAAUACUCCUUCCUGGUCAUGUGACAGCCGAUGCCCUGGAGAGCACCCUGCUGGGCAGUGAUUACCAGGUCCAUUUCCACCUUGAAAACAACCAGACGUCCGUGAAUGAUGUUCCUCUGGAUGGGAGCUUCAUUGAGACGCAGAAUGGAGUUAUCAUAGUCCUCCCCCAGGUCCUCAAAGUUCAGAAGAAUCGCUGCAGCAAACCAGUAACGCUGCAGAUCAACGGACGGUGUUCAGACUGUGAUGGGCCACCUCGAUGCAUAUACAACUACAAACCAAUCAAAGAACAGUUUCCUGCCAAUAUGCGCCCCAACUGUAAUUUCAGGAAGCGUGUUGGUUCAAAGAGGAAGAAUGUGCGGGGCUGUGCCCUAAAAUGUCUCCGCCUGACAAAGGACCACUCCUGCUGCCCGGGGUAUUAUAGCCAUGAGUGCUUCAGGUGCCCCGGCCAGGUGGGCAGCUGGUGCUCCAACCACGGGGAGUGUCAGGAUGGAAACCUGGGCAGCGGAGAGUGUCGAUGUUACGAAGGAUUCCACGGGACAGCUUGUGAGGACUGCGAACCUGGGAGAUACGGCGCCAAUUGCUCUUCAAAGUGUAUGUGUCUUCAUGGAAAGUGUGAAGAUGGCCUCACAGGAAGCGGGAGGUGUUUGUGUUAUAAGGGCUGGAAAGGGGCCUCCUGCUCCAUAGAGAUCAAAGAUGAUGCCUGUGGAGGUGUAUGUGACGACAAUGCCAAUUGUGUCACAGGACUGAUGGGAACAGCUCCGGCCUGUGUGUGUGUCGGUGGAUAUGAAGGAAAUGGGACCCACUGUAAAGAGAUGGAUUUAUGCAGCAGAUCAAAUGGUGGAUGUUCACAGUUUGCCGUCUGUACAAAGAUUUCGGCCGGGGAGAGGAGUUGUACCUGUAACAAGGGCUACACCGGGGACGGAGUCAUUUGCCUGGAGCUGGAUGGCUGUCUGCUCAACAACGGAGGCUGCCACGUGUCAGCAGAAUGCACCAGGACAGGCCCGAAUAAAACGGCCUGUAGUUGUCUGCGUGGUUUUGCUGGAUCAGGAAGGGUCUGCUUCCCACUCAACCCCUGCCAGACUGAUAAUGGCGGCUGUGACAGGUAUGCUAGGUGUGUGUACCUGGGUCAGGGGAAGAGGAACUGCUCCUGUUUACCAUCGUUCACCGGCGACGGAAUCACCUGCCUGGGAAGAACCUUCACAGAGAUCUACCGUCGGCCAGAAAAUGCUUUCUUCCACAAUUUGUUACAGGCUGUUUUACCAGUUUCAGACCUCUCAGAACGUCGCUUCACUGUGUUUGUUCCCUUGGAGGAAACCAAUAAAGACUUCUCUAUACCAAGGGUGGCUGUGUUGUCUCAGAUAGUUCAGUAUCACAUCAUCAGAUGUGAGACUUUGACCCUCAGCGACCUCAAAACCACCAGCCAGGCCGUCACCUUGUCAGGACAAACACUGAGGUUUACUGUCCAUGAGGGGUCUGUGUUUAUUAAUAAUGUGUCCAGGAUAGUAAGAAGUGACUUCCUAACCACCGAUGGAGUGAUCCACCAUAUCGACAAAAUCCUGACUCCACUGACCAUCAAGACCCCACCUCUCCUCAAGAUGAAUUACAGCAGCGCGGCAGAGAUGUACGGCUACACCAGGUUCACAGAGCUGAUAAAGGUGGCGGGUUUGGUUCCGGUGCUGGAGAUGUACAUAAACCAGCCGCUCACCAUGUUCUGGCCCACAGACAAGACGAUGGAGGCGCUGCCGGCAGAGCGAAAGCAGUGGCUGCUGAGCCCGGACCACCAAGAGCAGCUCAGAGCCACUGUUUUAGCCCACAUCGUCCGCUCUGUCAAAGAGCCAUUUUUUGGUGUUCACACCUUCCGCACUAUGCAUGGAUCUUUCAUCAGUGGGUCCUGUGACAAGACAAUGCCAGGUCGUAUACUGAUAAACGGCGGUAAUGCCAGGAUUGUGGAGAAUUACAUCACCUUCUCGGAGGGCACAGCUUACGGCAUCGACCAGUUACUGGAGCCACCGGGCCUGGGAGCGCACUGUGACUCCCUGGAGAAUAUCACCUCAUAUGGUUCCUGUGGACGCUGUCUUCGACCUCCACUUUGCCCUAGGAAAACCGAGUACACAGGCAAAACGCAGGGUUGCAUUUACCCCAAUAUCUGGUACAGCAACCCCCAGUUCCGGUUCCCGCACCGGCUGGAUGACUUCUUCUCUUCAAGUCGCUUCAAAACUGACCAGCGCGGCUGCCGGAGGGUCUGUCAGGCCGUCAACUGGGUGCCCAAGUGCUGCAAAAACCACUACGGGCGAGACUGUCAAGUUUGUCCCGGUGGAUUAGACGCCCCCUGCAGUAACAAUGGGGAAUGCCGUGAUGGAAUGAGGGCCGGGGGAACAUGUGUGUGUCGGAGAGGCUUCCAAGGACGCGCGUGUGAAUCCUGCCUUCCUAAACACUACGGCUCGAAUUGUACAGCGUGCAACUGUACGGUGAAUGGUCAGUGUCAGGAUGGGAUGGAGGGUUCUGGUCAGUGUGCGUGUCAGUCGGGCUGGCAGGGUGAACGAUGUGAGCAGAAAGUGGAGUCGCUACCAGAGGAGUGUAAGCGCUGCCAUGUGGAUGCCGUCUGUCUACCAAACGUAGGCUGUCAGUGUAAAGAGCAGUUUCAGGGAGAUGGAAUUGACUGCAGCCCAAUGCCUCCUCCAGACCUGUGUGCGGAAUAUAACGGUGGUUGCCAUGAGAACGCUGACUGUAGUCUAACCCAGUUGGUUGUCAACUGCACCUGCCACAGUGGUUACCAUGGAGACGGUUUCUCUUGCGAGCCCAUCAACAGGUGUGUAGCGGAGCAAAAUGGAGGCUGCAGUGACUUUGCUAUCUGCAAGUUCACCGGACCAAAUGAGCGUCGGUGUGAGUGCCUACCGGGGUACGUGGGUAAUGGAAUUCAGUGUCUGGAGAAGGUGGUGCCCCCUGUUGACCGCUGUCUGGAAGGCAAUGGCGGCUGCAGUCCCAAGGCUACCUGCAAGGACACGCAUUACCAUGCCAACACCGCCGGGGUUUUCCACGUCCGUUCUCCGGAGGGGAAGUACAGGAUGAACUUGACUGAGGCUGAGAGUGCCUGCAGAGCCCAGGAUGCUACCCUAGCCAGCUUCAAACAGCUAGCUGACGCUCAGCAGUUGGGGAUGCAUCUGUGUGUUGCUGGCUGGUUGGAGGGGGGUCAGGUAGGCUACCCCACCCGCUUCCCCUCGGUGAAUUGUGGAGAUAACCACGUGGGUGUGGUCCUGUACAAUAUGUCUGUCGACAGUAGCAGCACAUACGAUGCCUACUGCUACAGGCUCAAAGAGGUGUCUUGUGUGUGUAACAGUGGUUAUGUUGGGAAUGGAGAGUUCUGUAACGGAGACCUGAUCAGCGUUCUCGCUACACACACCAACUUCUCUGUCUUUUACAAGUUCUUACUGGACUAUAGCGCAGUGUCAGCAGAUGGCAGAGACUUGGUUGACUUCCUGUCUAACAGGAAGUGUGAUGUCAUGCUCUUUGUCCCCCAUAACACCGGCUUUUCCCCCAACCAGACUCUAUCUGGGAGAGAUCUUGAGUACCACAUCUCUGCCAAUCAGAGCACUCGUCUGUACCACGAACUCACACAGCAGGAAGUCAUCACCUCCAGACUUGGAUACAACCUUACUAUUACCCACAAUGACGACAACAAGGGGUCUAAACUGGUGAACCAGAAGGUUGUGCUGGAUUGGGACAUUCUUGCCUCCAAUGGUAUCAUCCACGUCAUCGAGAGCCCGCUCACAGCACCCCCCCUGACUAUCUCCCAUCAUGCCUCCCGAGGCCAUGCCCACUCCAGUGGCACGGCGACGGCCAUCUUGGUGACAUUGCUGUUGUGUCUGCUGGCUGGAGGGGGAUUCUACAUCUUCAAACUCAGAGACAACCCCUUCACCUUCCACUACUUCAAGAAUGAGGAGGAGGGGGCUGACCCGGGCCUGGUGUCCAUCCAGAACCCUCUGUACAGCGGAAACAGAGGCUUGGCUGAGUCCUUUGGGGACUCGGAACUCGGUGCAGAUCCAGCAGAAUCUUCAGAACCAACACAACCUGCAAAAAUCCUGGAUCUGGAGCAGUAGAACCGCAAUGGUCUCUCUGAAACGUCUCAAGUCAUAUCACUGAAACCCAAAUACAUUCUGGGAAAUUGUUUUGUAAUAUUGACAAUAAAAAGGUUGUAUUCACCAA
Molecule: messenger RNA, 7990 nt
Organism: Lampris incognitus (smalleye Pacific opah)
Lineage: Eukaryota; Metazoa; Chordata; Actinopteri; Lampriformes; Lampridae
Gene: stab1
Product: stabilin 1
Exons: 70
Coding region: 79-7884 (2601 amino acids)
Biological process (GO): cell adhesion
Molecular function (GO): hyaluronic acid binding
Source: RefSeq, a predicted model, not a curated record